Molecule: messenger RNA, 801 nt
Organism: Plasmopara halstedii
Lineage: Eukaryota; Oomycota; Peronosporomycetes; Peronosporales; Peronosporaceae
Product: polyprotein
Exons: 3
Coding region: 1-801 (266 amino acids)
Source: RefSeq, a predicted model, not a curated record
AUGGAGAAGGCCCGCAGCAUGUUACAUGACAAGAGCGUCUUGACGGGAUGGUGGGCGGAAGCGGUAAACACAGCAGUUUAUUUAAUUAAACGCUCCAGCAAUACGGCCCAUCUAGACAUCACACCCUUCGAGCUGGUAUACAAGAUGAAGCCUCAAAUGGAUCACUUGCGCGUGUUUGGUUUGCACGGCUACGCUCACACUGACGAUGUGAAACGGACCAAGCUGGAACCCAAUGGCUUCAAGUGUAUGAUCUUCGUCAACGCAGAGAAUGUCAAGGGCUAUCGCGUGUUUGACUUGGAGAUUACCAAAAUUUAUGUGACUCGCUCUGUGAAGUUGGAUGAGCAUGAGGAUGGUGAUGAAGUCAAGGUUAAGCAUCAAGUGGAUCGACAGCCAGUUUCGGACGAUCCGAUGAAAGCUGUCGAAAAGCCAGCUGCUGUUGUCGAAAUGGAUGAUAUGGAUCACGCGCCAAGCAUCAAUGUACAGCGACAAAUGCCUUCUGAGAGCCCUGUACAAAACAGACUUGAGAUUAUGGAGUAUCAUCAAUCGACCCAAUUGCAGCACGAAAAUCAUGUCGAAGAGUCGGAGGAAAGCAGUGAAGGUCCAACGACUUUGAACGGGGCUAUGAUUGACGAGGAUGGACUAAUUGCAAAAGCUGAUCUUGCCUACGCUGUUUGCAUUGAUGAUAGUACGGACCUACCAACUACUUAUGCUCAAGCAUUGGCAAGCGACGAUGCGAUGAAAUGGCGUGAAGCAAUGAAUGCUGAGCUUUGCUUUCAUACAAAAAUCAAACGUGGACAUUAA